UCCAUCCCCUACAGCAUCGUCGCCUUCGCUCCCUUCUAGAGAAAACCACGACACCGAGCGGCCAGCGACAACAACACACACAAAAAAAAACCCGCAAACCCCAACCGAGGAGGAGGAGGGCGAACGUUUUCCAUUGUUUGAGUUGCCUCCAAAGAAAGUUUUCACGGUUAAAUUAAAUCCAAGUUUGGUUUAGAAUAAAACUUAGCUUGCUUUUGGGUAAGAGCGGUGUGUAACGAAGGUGAAAGUUCAACACCACCCAGCGCUUCACCGCUAAUCUCAAAUUCCGCUUGGCCGAGUUAGCGGAAUUCCAUUUAUUCCGCCCUUCGCUUGCCCGAGGUUUGACGACUAAAACGAUGGCCAUCAGCGACGGAUCGACAACGGUGAUGAAGGUGACAAAGCUGCUGCUGCUGCUUGCGGCGGUGGCAAUGAUCACGACCGUGUCGGGCGCGUCUGGCAAGAAGACGGCGGUGGAUGCGGUGGAGGUAAAGUCGGUCUCCUCGCCGGCGGAGUGUCCACGGCGGGUGGCGAGCGGUGACUUCGUGCGCUUCCACUACAACGGGACCUUGAAGGGCGGCAAGGCGUUCGACUCCAGCUACGAGAAGGGCUCCACCUACAACAUGUUUGUAGGAAAGAAGCUGAUGGUCGCCGGCAUGGACCAGGGCCUGCUGGGCAUGUGCGUCAACGAGCUGCGGACCAUCCGUGUCCCCGCGGCACUCGGCUACGGCAAGGAGGGCCUCGGCGACUCUAUCCCAGCCAAUGCGGAGCUGUUCUUCUCCGUGCUGCUCGUGGAUGUGUGGAACCCCGAGGACAAGGUGGCCGUGCACACGUACUCCCUGCCCGAACCAUGCGAGCGCAAGGUGCAGUCCACCGACUACGUGCGCUACCAUUACAAUGGCACGCUGCUCGACGGCACACCCUUCGACUCCAGUUACACCCGCAAGUCGACGUACAACACGUACGUGGGCAUGGGCUGGCUCAUCGCGGGCAUGGACCAGGGCCUUCUGGGCAUGUGCGUGAACGAGAGGCGCUUUGUUACCAUCCCCCCUCAACUGGGCUACGGAGAGUCUGGAUACGACCCCGUGAUCCCGGCGCAGGCCAGCCUCGUGUUCGACGUCCUUUUGCUGGACCUGCACAACCCAAACGACCGGGUGGACAUUAAGACGUACCUCGUGCCCGAGAACUGCACCCGUAAGACCAAGUCGAGUGACUACGUGCGCUACCACUACAACGGAACUCUGCUCGACGGGACCCCGUUCGACUCAAGCCACUCGCGCAACCGGACGUACAACACAUACCUGGGGCUGGGCAAUAUCAUCGCGGGCAUGGAGGAGGGGCUGCUGGACAUGUGCGUCAACGAGCGCCGCAUCGUCACCAUCCCGCCCCACCUUGGCUACGGAGAGGGCGGCACAGGUUCCAUCCCGGGCUCGGCCGUGCUGGUGUUCGACAUCAACCUCAUCGACUUCCACAACCCCAAGGACGAGGUGCAGACGGACUCUUACUUCCAGCCAGAGGAGUGCUUCCGCAAGUCGCGCAAGGGAGACCUGGUGCAGGUGCACUACAACGGGACCUACAUGGACGGCUCACCGCUCGACUCCUCGCACAAGUAUGGAAAGACGUACGACCUGAUACUGGGCAGUGGCCGUGUGGUACUGGGGCUGGACCAGGCGCUCACGGGAAUGUGUGUCGGCGAAAAGCGCAUGGCGAUCAUCCCUCCGCACCUGGGAUACGGCGAGCAGGGCAUCGAUGGCGACGUUCCAGGGAGCGCCGUGCUCGUGUUUGACCUGGAGCUCGUGGCUCUGCAGGAGGGCCUGCCCGAGGGAUACCUCUUCAUCUGGGACGGGGAUGUGCCCACCAACCUCUUUGAGCUCAUGGACAGCAAUAAAGAUGGCCAUGUCGAUUUGGAGGAGUUCACCGCCUACCUCAAGGCGGAAGUGGCGGCCGGAAAGGGGCGGCUCGCCCCCGGCUCGGAUCCGGACAAGGUCAUUGGUGAAAUGUUCACUAACCAGGACCGCAACAAGGACGGUCGCAUCACGGCGCCGGAAUUCAAGCUGAAGGCGGAGGAGGAUGCCGAGAACCACGAUGAGCUGUGAUGAGGCUUGGGAGCAGGAAACUACAUGAGCUGCGUUGCCUGUAUCUCUCCCUAGAAAGCAACGCGAUGUUCCCCCCCUCCCCACCCUCCCCACCCUCCCCACCCCCCCCACACUCCCCACCCCCCUACCCUCAGCUAUUCCCCCACCCUCUCUCCCUACCUGGGGUCCCCUCCUGUAUCACCUGCCCUCGCAGUCGUUUGCCCGCCCAUUCCAGCCAUCCUGCCGCCCCCCCCUACGGCUUUGCUGCUCAGGCUGUGCCACCUCCCCCAGCAGCUGUAAGCAGUCUGUCCUUCAGCCACACAGAGCCACCGUAAUUCCGUCUCGCUCGAACGUCUGCCUCUCCUGGCAGAAAUAGAUGUCGCAAACGGUGGAGCAAUCGGUCAUUUUCAAAAAAUGCAAAUGAAGAUUAUUCGCUAAGUUUCGACGCAGGCCUUAACCUCCCCGUGCCUUUCGUAUCUGUAUUGAGGAGUCCGCGUGGUUAGGAAAUGUUAAAUAGAGCCUCAUGGACGAUAUUUAAACACGGUUUCAACGGACGAGGGCGGGUGUAGUUGUUGGACAUGUUGUGGAAAAUUCAAAAGCACGUGUGAUGUUGCCAUUUUUUAAAACUAUAUUUUAAUACGUUUUUUUGUUUAAUAUGGUCUUUUAAAAAUAUGCAUCGUUAAAGAUGUAUUCAUGGUUUUGUUUUGUUUACAUGGGAAUCCUCCUGUGUCCAAAUAAUAUUUCGAAAGGGUUCUGCUGUGGGGAGUUUGUCCAAUUUUUGUUUUAGUUUUUGCAUGUGGUGUUAUUAGUAGAAGGGGAGAACAAUUAAAUUCAGCACUGAUAAUUCAGCAACUUACUUGCUGUACUGCCUCUAUCCUGCAGGUGUCUCUCAGGCUCCAGCUGUUUUUUUAAAAUACAAAUGCAGUAAAAAAGAAAAAAAAAUUGGCAGAAAUGUACAAUGUCAGAAUAUCAGAAUGUCCAGGAUUAUUUUCAGUUAAAAGUCUGGAGCGGAGAUGGGCGAUUUGGCCUUUAUCCAGCGGUGGAUUCAAAAUUGCUAUGAUGAAAGGUGCUGAAACAUUAAUGGAGUAUAAAAAAUAACGGUGCGGUUUGCGGAGCCUAAUUCAUGCGUUUGCAUGAGUAAAGUUUCUUGCCAGUGUUAUAGAAUAGGUCACAGCUGCUAUUUUCUGCAGAUGUGUCCAUUGUUGUGGCAAUGUUGAAGUUGUACCCCUGUGUACAGGUCUGUGUGCUAUGCAAAUAACUUGCAACAUUUCUGUGAAAUCCGAGUGUCGUUUGGGUUUCAGGUAGCAAUGCGCAGCUUUACGCCCACAUUUGAUGGGCAUUCUUUUAAGUGUUUUUCUAAUCAAUUCUGUUAUUCUUGAACAUUGAACCUUCUUUUUUAUUUCACCAAAUUAAAGUGCCUACCCUUGAAUAAAACAGUGUAUGGUUUUAACGUCCCACA
Messenger RNA from Lethenteron reissneri (Far Eastern brook lamprey), 3528 nucleotides. Its product is annotated as peptidyl-prolyl cis-trans isomerase FKBP9-like. Gene Ontology annotation, cellular component: endoplasmic reticulum. NCBI's taxonomy places the organism in Eukaryota, Metazoa, Chordata, Hyperoartia, Petromyzontiformes, Petromyzontidae. Gene Ontology annotation, molecular function: peptidyl-prolyl cis-trans isomerase activity; calcium ion binding. The record is from RefSeq and is a predicted model, not a curated record.